AUUACUCACAAAAGAAACAGAUCUAAUUCUAAACAAUGGCAUCCCACAAUCAGAGCUACAAGGCUGGUGAAACCAAGGGCCGAGCUGAGGAGAAGACUAGUCAGGCGAUGGGUACAAUGGGGGACAAGGCCCGAGAAGCGAAGGAGAAGACGUACGAGACGGGGCAGGCGGCAAAGGACAAGGCCCAUGGAGCAGCGGAGUCGACAAAAGAAUGGGCCAAAGAGUCCAAAGAUCAGACAGGAAGCUACAUGUCGGAUAAGGCCCAAGCGGCCCGAGAGAAGGCCCAAUCUGGAAAGGAGACGACCGGAGGGAUACUGGAGCAGACGGGUGAGAAAGUGAAGAGUAUGGCCCAAGGAGCGGCGGAAGCUGUGAAAAGCACUUUUGGUAUGGCCCACGAUGAUGACGUGGGCAAGGAGGGGACUGGGAGUGACACCACCACUUAUCGCAGGGGCUAAUUCGUAAUUCUGUUGUUGGUCUGCAUGGUUUGUUGUUGUGUUGUGUUGUGUUGUGUAACAUUUCCCUCCCUUUUUGUUGGAGGUGGUGUUUGGUGGUCUGUAUUCCAAUAAGAACAUCCUUUGUCUUUGCUA
Molecule: messenger RNA, 587 nt
Organism: Cucurbita pepo subsp. pepo (vegetable marrow)
Lineage: Eukaryota; Viridiplantae; Streptophyta; Magnoliopsida; Cucurbitales; Cucurbitaceae
Gene: LEA7
Product: Late embryogenesis abundant protein (LEA) family protein
Source: RefSeq, a predicted model, not a curated record